Messenger RNA from Myiozetetes cayanensis, 1191 nucleotides. Its product is annotated as translation initiation factor IF-2-like. Lineage: Eukaryota; Metazoa; Chordata; Aves; Passeriformes; Tyrannidae. Bases 1 to 1191 code for a protein of 396 amino acids. The transcript has a single exon. The record is from RefSeq and is a predicted model, not a curated record.
AUGGGCCCCAAGAGUCAUGGAUUAUCAUCUGUCAGCCCCGCUGGGAUACGGGCAUUCCUCAAAGAAAGUGCACAGAGCAAACACUGCACAAAAGAGGGUUUAGAGAGCAAGAAGUUUAACUCGACCUCCUGCAAUACAGUCCGACCUUUUCUGAAGAGCUCCUCGGAAAUGCCGAAGAGAGAAUGCCGAGGCAGCGUGAAGGAGAGCUCACCCUACGACUCACUGAAACUCCUUCCACCCUGUCCAAAGGCAGCUCACGCCGGGAGCCGCAGACACCGGACAGCUCGGGUUCCGGGGCUCUGCCCGACGGCGGGCGCAGGGCCACGGGAGCUCGCGGGUCCCCGGCGCCGUGUCCGACCCACGGCGCUUCCUCGCCCGAGCCAGCGGCCAAACGCCGCGGGCCGGGGCGGCCGCACGCCCGCGCUGACAGGCGGCGGGCCGGGAGCGGAGGGAGGGCUCAGCGCACACGUGCGUGCCAGCGUCCCAAAACAAAGCUGGCCGGCCUCGCCGCGACACCACCGGCCGCCUUUAACUCCUCCCCGCCCGGGCUCCAGCCUCGCAGAUGUGCCCCCGGCCAAGAGGUUUAAAGGCGGCUCCUUCGGGCAGCGCCGUGGAGCGAGAUACCCGAGCCCGGCGAGACGGCCCGGGAAGGGCAGCGAUGCCUGCAGAAUCCGCCACCGCCUGCAUCAACAAAUCGCUGCCUUCCCGGUGCCAGCCGAGCUCAUUCCCAGCCCGCCCGCUCCCUUCUUCUCCUCGCUCCCCCGCAGGCACAGGACUCCGGGCAGGACCGGCCGGCCCGGGAUUUGCCCCGAGGCGAAGCCCCUUCCCUGUCACGAUCGCGCCCGGCCUCGGCGCCGCGCUGACCGGAGACCUGGCUCAGAGCGGCCGGCCCCAGUGGCGAAGGGGCUUCCUGGGCACUCACCGAGAAUCGGGACGGGCGUCCCGCAGGGACGGGGCGUCCCGGGAGCCGCGGCCGCCGCCUCCUCACGGCCAAAGUGCGGCCGGCGCCGCCGGGCGCGCCGCGAACAGCUGACGGCGGCCCCGCCCCCGCCACAGCCCCGCCCCCGCCCCGCAGCCAAUGGGCGCGGAGGGGCGGGGUCGCCGCGCGCGCGAGCGGCGGGGGAGGGAUCCGUCCUGAUCCAGGUGGGAGCGGGGAGGGAGUCGGGGCUGGUCAGACCUCAGCGGGACUGA